Messenger RNA from Spodoptera exigua (beet armyworm), 5525 nucleotides. NCBI's taxonomy places the organism in Eukaryota, Metazoa, Arthropoda, Insecta, Lepidoptera, Noctuidae. The record is from the annotation of a GenBank genome assembly.
AAUCGUAUUGCAGCCGUGGGUUAGGAGCACGCUGUGGUGCUUGGCUGUCGCAUGCAAGUGUGAGCCGAUAACUUACACUGCAGAUAAAUAAAUAAUUGACUUUAUUGGGAGUAAAAUAAAAUGUAAACAUUGUUUUUAAAAAAGUCGUGAUAUAAAAAAUAUUACACAAUGAGGACCCGUGUCCUUCGUUGCCGGCCAUUUUCCACCCGGAUCCUGCUGCUGCUGCUAUUUGUACUUGCCUUUGGGGUCUACUGCUACUUCUACAAUGCAUCUCCUCAGAGCUAUAACAAACCAAGAAUCAGUUACCCUGCCAGUAUGGAGCACUUCAAAUCUUCACUCAGUCACACUGUGAAGAGUCGAGACGAGCCAACUCCGGAUCAAUGUCCUGCAUUGAAGGAAAGUGAAGCGGAUAUCGACACCGUGGCAAUAUACCCGACUUUUGAGUUUCAGCCGAGUUGGUUACGUACAAAAGAAUUCUGGGACAAGUCCUUCGAGGAUCGGUAUGAAAGGAUUCAUAACGACACUACACGGCCCAGAUUGAAGGUAAUCGUGGUUCCUCACUCACACAACGACCCGGGGUGGCUGAAGACGUUUGAACAGUACUUCGAGUGGAAGACCAAGAACAUUAUCAACAACAUAGUAAACAAACUGCACCAGUACCCGAAUAUGACCUUCAUUUGGACGGAGAUAUCAUUUCUGAACGCCUGGUGGGAAAGGUCGCACCCUGUCAAACAAAAGGCAUUGAAGAAACUCAUCAAAGAAGGUCGCCUCGAGAUCACGACGGGCGGCUGGGUGAUGCCCGAUGAAGCGUGCACACAUAUCUAUGCGCUGAUUGAUCAGUUUAUCGAAGGGCAUCACUGGGUGAAAACUAACCUCGGCGUCAUCCCCAAGACAGGGUGGUCCAUUGACCCAUUCGGUCACGGUGCCACCGUGCCUUACCUGCUAGACCAGAGCGGCCUUGAAGGAACUAUAAUACAGAGAAUUCAUUACGCGUGGAAGCAGUGGCUGGCCGAGCGGCAGAUUGAGGAGUUCUACUGGCUGGCAAGCUGGGCUACUACGAAGCCGUCCAUGAUAGUUCACAAUCAACCUUUUGACAUUUAUUCAAUAAAAAGCACGUGCGGCCCCCAUCCUUCCAUUUGUCUCAGCUUCGACUUUAGAAAAAUCCCCGGCGAGUAUUCCGAAUACACAGCUAAGCACGAAGACAUUACGGAGCACAACUUGCACAGCAAGGCGAAGACUCUGAUAGAGGAGUACGACCGCAUCGGGUCCCUGACGCCGCACAACGUGGUGCUGGUGCCGCUGGGCGACGACUUCAGGUACGAGUACAGCGUCGAGUUUGAUGCUCAAUACGUCAACUAUAUGAAAAUGUUUAACUACAUCAAUGCUCAUAAGGAAAUCUUCAACGCCGACGUACAGUUCGGAACUCCUCUCGAUUACUUUAACGCCAUGAAGGAGAGACAUCAAAACAUACCCAGUCUGAAAGGAGAUUUCUUCGUAUACUCGGAUAUAUUUAGCGAAGGAAAACCGGCUUACUGGUCAGGUUACUACACUACAAGGCCCUACCAAAAAAUACUCGCUCGUCAGUUCGAACACCAGCUACGAUCGGCAGAAAUUUUAUUCACUCUCGUAUCGAACUACAUCAAACAAAUGGGUCGCCAAGGAUUCGGAGCUUCUGAGAAAAAGUUAGAAAAAUCAUACGAGCAGCUUAUCUACGCGCGACGGAACUUGGGCUUGUUUCAACACCACGACGCUAUUACUGGAACAUCAAAGUCUAGCGUGAUGCAAGAUUACGGAACCAAGCUGUUCACGAGUCUGUAUCAUUGCAUCCGCCUGCAGGAGGCCGCGCUGACCACUAUCAUGAUACCUGACCAGUCGCUGCACUCGCAAAGUAUUAUACAGAGUGAGGUUGAAUGGGAAACUUACGGCAAGGCGCCCAAAAAGUUGCAAGUGUCCUUCAUUGACAAAAAGAAAGUUAUACUUUUUAAUCCUUUGGCUGAGAGUCGCACUGAGGUGAUCACAGUUAGGUCGAAUACGUCCAACAUCCGUGUGUACGACAGUCACAAGAGGAAGCACGUGCUGUAUCAGAUAAUGCCCAGCAUCACCAUCCAGGACAACGGGAAGAGUGUCGUGAGCGACACCACCUUCGACGUCAUGUUCGUGGCCACCAUCCCGCCCCUCACCUCCAUCACGUACAAGCUGCAGGAGCACACCAACACGUCCCACCACUGCGUUAUUUUCUGCAACAACUGUGAACAAUACCAGAAGUCCAAUGUGUUCUCUAUUAAGAAAAUGAUGCCUGGUGAUAUACAAUUAGAAAAUGCAGUGCUCAAACUUCUCGUCAACAGGAACACCGGCUUUCUAAGGCAAGUCUAUAGAAAAGAUAUCCGAAAGAGAACUGUCGUUGACGUACAAUUCGGCGCGUAUCAAAGUGCCCAAAGGCAUUCUGGUGCUUAUCUGUUCAUGCCCGAUUACGACUCUCCGGAGAAAAAUGUCCUGCAUCCCUACACUAACCAGAACAAUAUGCAGGACGACAACAUCAUCAUAGUGUCCGGACCGAUCUCUACGGAGAUCACCACCAUGUACUUGCCCUUUUUAGUGCACACUAUUAGAAUAUUCAACAUUCCGGACCCGGUGCUGUCGCGUGCCAUUCUCUUAGAGACCGAUGUAGAUUUUGAAGCGCCACCUAAGAACAGAGAGACUGAGUUAUUUAUGAGAUUACAGACUGAUAUACAAAACGGUGACAUUCCCGAAUUUUACACCGAUCAGAACGGGUUCCAAUACCAAAAGAGGGUCAAAGUUAAUAAACUAGGAAUAGAAGCUAAUUAUUACCCAAUCACCACCAUGGCGUGGCUGCAAGAUGAGGAGACCCGGCUUACUCUGCUGACGAACCACGCUCAAGGCGCAGCCGCAUACGAACCGGGACGCUUAGAGGUCAUGCUCGAUCGUCGAACUCUGUAUGAUGACUUUAGAGGCAUCGGCGAAGGAGUGGUCGACAAUAAACCAACGACUUUCCAAAACUGGAUUUUAAUCGAAUCCAUGCCGGGCGUGACGCGAGCUAAAAGAGACACCAGCGAACCAGGAUUCAAAUUUGUGAACGAGCGACGCUUUGGCCCCGGCCAAAAGGAGAGCCCUUAUCAAGUACCGUCGCAGACGGCAGACUACCUGAGCAGGAUGUUCAACUACCCGGUCAACGUGUACCUGGUGGACACCAGCGAGGUGGGCGACGUCGAGGUGAAGCCGUACCAGUCGUUCCUGCAGAGCUUCCCGCCCGGCAUACACCUGCUCACCCUGCGCACCAUCACCGACGACGUGCUCGAGCUCUUCCCCAGCAACGAGAGCUACAUGGUGCUGCACAGGCCAGGGUACAGCUGCGCCGUCGGAGAGAAGCCAAUCGCCAAGUCUGCCAAGUUUUCGUCCAAAACCAGGUUCAAUGGUCUGAACAUUCAAAAUAUUACUGCAGUCAGUCUGACCGGCCUGAAGACACUCCGGCCCCUCACAGGUCUGAGUGACAUCCACUUGAAUGCAAUGGAGGUAAAAACUUACAAGAUCAAGUUUUAAAGACUGCUAGUAGUAAUAGGUGUAACACAUUUGUAAUUUUAUAAUAAUUUACAAAGUUUAUCGUGAACUUACAGCCGAACCACACCUCGGCCAUGUUAUCUAAGUGGGAUAAGUAGGAAGAUACAAUUUUGAUGGUACUUUAGUCGGGCCCCGUGCUAGCGGGCCGCGAUAUAGUAUAAAUUGGUGUUACAGUUAUUUUCGAUCCACGUUAUGCACUCACUAAGUCAUUGUAAUUUGCGCCCUACAACCUGAUGUUAUUUAUUAAUAAAUGAUAUAAUAAUUUAUUGUCGAUCCCGAUGGCUGUUUAAGUUUAGCAGAAAUUUCGACGAACUAGAUAAAUCUACCUCAGGACCAAAUGUUAUACCUGUUCAUCUAUUGAUUCUAUUACAAAUAAUUAAUUAUAGUCUAUUUGAAUCUCCUAUAACUUAUUAAACUUUUCUCAUUCACUUUUGUAUAUUAUUUUCUUCUAUUUUAAUCUACGACACGUUUUCUUCAAUACUCUUGUCACGCUCAGACUCUAUGCACGGAGAGCGGUGUGUUAUAAUAAAUAAAUAUAUACAUUCAUAAUAGGUACUGUGAUAGGGGGCAUGACAUAGCUGAAUCUAUUUAUAAUAUGUUAGUUACCUAUUUUUUUGGAAUUGAUAAAUUAUUUUGAACAAUGAGGAGAGUGCUCGUUCCGUCUGUUUAAUUACAAUACAAUCAUGUUGUUUAUACUUUAGAUGCGAUGCAUGUGUCAAAUGAUACUAGGGGUUGUGUUUCUUAUUUUUUUACAUUUAAGUAUUUUUUAAGUUUGAAAGUGAUAUUUGAGUUAAAUUUAAUAUAGUUAGUUAUAAUUUAAUGCGUAUGCAGGGCAUAUUAGAGGGUGUCUGUCUACAUAUUAUUAUGUAUGAGUUCAGACGCCUGGUUUCACCUUGCCUUAGUUAUAAUGCCUUAUUAAUAAAAAUUAUGCAGUUCUCAAAGAACAAAUAAGUAAACUAGUAAAUGAAUUCAUUCGACAAAUUAAAGAUCUGUGUAGAAUUUUUUUAAUAAGGCUUAUUUUAUAAUUGCAUUUGAAGGACCAAACAUUAAUUUUGUUUAGUUUUAUUACAUAGGCUUGUUCUCGUAUUUGGUUAACUCAGUCGCGCUAUUUCCAUUUUGUUAAUGUAUUUUGUAUAUAUUUGAUGUUAAAGUGUGAAUCUAUUUAAUUGAAAUAAGAUUAUUUUUUACAUAAAGAAAUGGCCACAUUUAAGUUAGACUUAGUACAAUUAAAUGGACAUAUUUUUUAUUAUUAUUUAUGGCUUGUUGUAACUUCAAAACUAGUUGUUUUGAAAUGUCAUAGCUAAUAUUAUAAUUUUAGUACCGUGCACCGAUAUCAACGUUUUUCUACAUUAAAUAUUUAUUAAUGUGAUAAGGUUUAUUAACUUGAAAUCAUUACCAUCGAUAAUGUUUAGUCAAUGAAAUUUAGAUUUUAAAUAGUUGAAAAUAUUGAUGUUAAUCAACAGUAAUUGUAAGCAGACCAUGUUUAGUUUAUGCACUUGUUUCUCAAUUAGUAGAACAGUAAAAUCGUUGUAUAAUUUGGUUGUACUUGAUGUAAUUACAUAGACAUAACCCUAGAAACUUUAAUUGUGUGUACAAUUUUUGUCUGAAAACUUGUAGUAGGUGAAAUGAAAAUAAAUAAAGUAUACAAGAAUUUGUUUUAUUUAUUAUUAUUAUAAUUAAAAUAUACCCCAUUCACUCAAAACAACGGACAGUAAUCCAGAUAGGUAUCUCUUAAGGAAUUAUUAUUUCGUCAAUUAUAAUGCAAACAGUUAAUUAAGAAUUAGAAUUUAUGUAACUUUAACAAGAUUACUUAUAUACCUAUUUAUAAAAUUACUAGUCGCACACACACACACACGUCUUGUCAUUUCUUCUUUAUUCUACUCGCAAUCCAUUCUAGUCCUAAGUGUAAUCUGUAAAGAAAAACAUUAAAGACUUAUUAAAAACGCCAG